AUGUCUCACCAUCCGAGUCUCGAGGGUCCACAAUCCUUUCCCUUUACACCAAACCACUAUUCUCCAAAGCAGCACGCUGAUACCGCAGGGUCAUUUGUCCGACGGCGGCGCCAUGGAUCAGAAGGAGCCGCGCCAUCACAAACGCUACCAUUGAGCAAUCUGUCUAAUCUAUCACUCUGUCCUCUCAUUCAGCAGGCGUUUUCAGAGAGUGAGACAUAUACGAUCUUAUCGGAAAAAGAGUUCAGGGAACGAAAGUCAAAGAUCGCGGGACUCUCUGGUCGAAUAGACAACCUCCGUGCCCAACUUCUAUACCGAAAAGGCCUCAUAGAGUCAAUUGCCGCCGGUCAAAAAGACGUAGGGGAGGAGCUCAAUGAGUGGGAACAAAAAUACAACAAGGAAGUCUCGGAGCUGCCCAAUCUCGAGAGGAAUCUCUCUACUCUCAAACAGGAUAUCCUCAAACAUACGGCCGCUAUCCUCCGAAAGGGACAAAUAGAAAUUUCUUCGCCUUCAAUCGAUGAACUCAGCAUUAGGGACAGCCCUGGUGAUUUGUCCAUUAAUGCAAUUAAACGAAACGCUGCAAAGUCUGCGAAUCUGACUCUCUAUACACCAGACACAGAGCUGGCGCGGGGCGUUACGUGGACAUUGCCGACUCACGAGAGCAAUCGCAAUAUACUCAAGGAGAAUGAAAAACUGCGAAGUUACAUGAAUAGCCUUUUGAAAAUUCUUUACAGCCUCAAUAUUUCUCUGCAAGCUACAAACGUUCGGUUUAAUGCCGGGGUUCUCAAUCACCACGAGCUAGCUGGAGUCGCUGCGAGCCCGAAUAUUGAAAUUAUAGACUUAGUCCAGAGUCAGAUUGAGUACCUUCGUUGUAGUCUUUCUACUCUACAGAUUGAGGAAAGCGGUAUUCGCGAACACAUUAAAGCCAUAGACCUCCAGUUAAGAGAGCUUAUCACUUCUUCUGAUCAUACCGGCAUGGCCACGUCGACUACAUCUGAACCCGACGUCAGGGGUCUGUUGAUACUUCUUGAUGAUUCAGUUCAAUCCUUUAAUUUACGACUCGAGUCAUUGUGGCAACUUAUGAAACGGCGUCCCCGAAACUACGACAAUGGGUGCCAGCCUGGAUUCAAAGGAGAAGUUUUCCCAAAUUCUUACAGCCACAUGUCCGGCGUUGGAGUGCCUGUGGAUGAUAUGUCUCAGGACGACAUGUUUGAAAAUGUGUCUUUGAGUGACACAUCCGAGGUUAGCAUAUUUGAAGAUAAUAUCUCUGAGGGAGAUGCAUCUGAAGCUGUUAUAUCUAAUGAUAGUAUGCAUGGGGAUAAGAUAACCCCUCUUGCAGAGAUGGCGUCACGUCAUAGCCAUGGUGUUCAUAAGCUCGGAAGAAAGGCUAAGCAGGAUGAAGAUUUUACGACGCAUGAUGAGGGUCUACAUCCCAAUGAUGCAAUGGUUCGUGACGAAGGCAUGUCGGAAACAGUUCCUAGGCAUGAAGUUGAUAACCGGACCUGUUCGCUUGAUUCUCUCACCAAUGAGGCGGAAAAUAUACUUGUACAGGUAUUUGAGUUGGAAAAGCAGAUGCGAUGGCACGAGCGGCGCAGCAAAGAGAAGAAGAAAAUAAACGAACAGGUUCACGCCAAGCUGGUGGAGACACUGGAGGAACUUGACGGAACCGCCGGGGGUCUAAGUCUGGCCAAUGCUCGUAUUGAGCAGCUUACCACCGAGAUUACAGAGUACAAACAGAAGAUUCAAGGAGCACAGAAGAAUCUCACUACACUUAAUACCAAAAUUGAACCCUCGACCGAGGAUAAGAAAGCCACUGACGAGGCUCCUCGGAGCGUGGGAAAGCAACCAGUACCUUCGGAGGAGGCAUUUCGAAGCAAAGGGAAUGAGGUCGAGUUAUUGAGCAGGAAAAUCGCAGAGUUAAAGACAAAAGCUACCAUGGCCAAAGCCUCGCUGUGCAGUGGCUUGCCUGCAGGGGCAACAUAUACUGAGAGAUGUACAGAGGCUCUGGAGCUCAAGAACGAAGUCGAAAAUCUGAGGCCAGAACUAGAACGUAUGGCAGAAAUUUUGGGGGCUGUCACCGAAAUUAAUGUAUUUGACUAG
Messenger RNA from Metarhizium robertsii ARSEF 23, 2097 nucleotides. Its product is annotated as involucrin repeat protein. NCBI's taxonomy places the organism in Eukaryota, Fungi, Ascomycota, Sordariomycetes, Hypocreales, Clavicipitaceae. The transcript has 2 exons. The coding region runs from base 1 to 2097 and encodes 698 amino acids. The record is from RefSeq and is a predicted model, not a curated record.